Molecule: messenger RNA, 8506 nt
Organism: Colius striatus (speckled mousebird)
Lineage: Eukaryota; Metazoa; Chordata; Aves; Coliiformes; Coliidae
Gene: DGKE
Product: diacylglycerol kinase epsilon
Exons: 11
Coding region: 459-2168 (569 amino acids)
Molecular function (GO): ATP-dependent diacylglycerol kinase activity
Source: RefSeq, a predicted model, not a curated record
GCCGGGAGCCGCCGCCGCGCUGCGGGACGCGGCCCGAGGGCAGGCGGCCCGAGGAGCCACGGCCUCGGCGCGGGGCUGGGAUCGUGUGUCCCCCCCCACUCCGCCGCCGCCCCGGAGGCCCGAGUGGAAGUGGGGCGUCGGGGGCCGCCGGGGCGUGUGGCGAGUCCUGCCGGGGGCGAGCGGACGAGAGUAGGGCCCGUCUGGGAGGAGGCGGGGCGCCGGCCGGCUUUGCGCUAGGCCCGGGCAGGCAGCGGAGCAGCUCCUCGUCCCUGGGCGGUGCGGAAAUCCUGUUGGUUGGUAGGUCGGUCAGAUGUGGGGGGAAAUUGAUGCUUAGCCCUAAUAAGGGAUUAAAAGAUGUUUCAUGAAGCUGCGCGUUGGCUCCUUGAACGAAGGGGCCGUUCCCGGGCCGUGCCCGACGUGUGCGAGGGGUCAGGCUGGUGAGGCCGAGCUGCUGAGGAAUGGAAGGGACGGAGAGCAGAAGCGGCACAUCCUCCUCGGCCGUUGCUGACUGGAGUUUGGUGUUUUGGACUCUGUGCUCUGUGAUCCUGCCGGUGCUGAUCACCCUGUGGUGCAGCUUCCAGCGGUCCCGGCGGCAGGUGUUGAUCCGAGACAUCUUUCGCAAGAGCAAGCAUGACUGGCACUACACGGACCUCUUCGGGCAGCCCUCCUACUGCUGCGUGUGCGCCCAGCACAUCCUUCAGGGUGCUUUCUGCAACUGCUGCGGACUGCGUGUCAGCGAAGGAUGCCUCAAGAAGGCUGACCAGCUUUUUCUCUGCAAGGAGAUUAUGAUGAGGAGCGGUGGGGGAGCCCACAGCUCUAUGCCACACCACUGGAUCAGAGGCAACGUCCCACUCUGCAGCUGCUGUAUGAUAUGCAAACAACAGUGCGGCACACAGCCCAAGCUCUGCGACUACAGAUGUGUGUGGUGUCAGCACACUGUGCAUGAUGACUGCAUGGUGGAUUGUUUAAAGACUGAGGAGUGUACAUUGGGAGAAUUCAGAGAUUUAAUUAUUCCACCAUACUAUUUGUCUACAAUCAACCAGAUGAGGAAAGAUAAAAGAACCAGUUAUGAAAAGGUAGUACCUUACUGCAGGAAGCACUGGAUGCCAGUGAUUGUACUGGCUAAUACUCGUAGUGGAAACAACAUGGGUGAAACUUUGCUAGGAGAGUUUAAAAUUCUACUGAACCCCGUUCAGGUUUUUGAUCUAAGCAAAAUUACACCUACUAAAGCUCUCCAACUUUGUACCUUGCUGCCUUGCAACGCUGUCAGGGUUCUUGUCUGUGGUGGGGAUGGCACAGUAGGCUGGGUCCUGGAUGCAAUUGAUGAAAUGAAGAUAAAGGGGCAAGAACGUUUUAUUCCACAAGUUGCAAUUUUACCUCUGGGAACAGGCAAUGACCUGUCUAACACUCUGGGCUGGGGUGCAGGUUAUGCUGGAGAGGUCCCUGUAGAACAAAUCUUAAGAAAUGUCAUGGAGGCAGAUGGAAUCAAACUAGACAGGUGGAAGGUUCAAGUAACAAACAAAGGAUACUACAACUUGAGGAAACCAAAGGUAUUCACAAUGAACAACUACUUUUCUAUAGGACCUGAUGCUCUCAUGGCUCUAAAUUUUCAUGCUCAUCGUGAGAAGACUCCUUCUCUGUUUUCCAGCAGAAUUAUUAAUAAGGCUGUUUAUUUUUUUUAUGGAACCAAAGACUGCUUAGUACAAGAAUGUAAAGAUCUUAACAAAAAGAUUGAGCUAGAAUUGGAUGGUGAGAGAAUCGAGUUGCCCAAUUUGGAAGGCAUCAUUGUCCUGAAUAUUGGAUACUGGGGAGGUGGCUGCAGGCUCUGGGAAGGCAUGGGUGAUGAGCCUUACCCCUUGGCAAGACAUGAUGAUGGACUCCUGGAAGUUGUUGGUGUUCAUGGUUCUUUCCACUGUGCGCAGAUUCAGGUGAAACUAGCAAAUCCUGUUCGCCUAGGGCAAGCACAUACAGUGAGGCUGAUCCUGAAGAGUUCAAAGAUGCCGAUGCAGGUGGAUGGAGAGCCGUGGGCCCAGGGGCCCUGCACUGUUACCAUAACUCAUAAGACACACGCACUGAUGUUGUAUCACUCGGGUGAGCAAACAGAUGACGAUGCUUCAAGCAUGUCUGAGCAAGACCAUGUGAGAGAGCAGACAGAUGAAGAUGUAUAGGUGGUGUGGCACUCAACGUGAUGAACUUCAGCUCAUUAAAAACCCCGGGAACGUCUCAUCUAGAUUAAGGUUUAUGCCAUAAGGUUCAUACUUGUGAAGGAAGUAGACCUGAGGAAAAAGCCAUGCUUUUGUGUUCAUGAAAACCUUCACAGCUGAAUUACCAUGACUGUUUUGCCUUUUAGAUUUGUGGUGAUGCCCAGCCUUUGUAGCUGGAGGAGUUAGUUACUGUAAUGGCAGGAAAGAGACAGAUAUGGCAGCUCUUCCUUGCUGUGGAAUCGGAUCUUCUGCACAUACACAGUGCAAAAUGUUUCAUACCCUUGGCAAAGAGAACAGCUGGGAGUUUGGCCUGCUGCUACCUGCCCUCUUCCCCAGCACAGUUCCAGAGCAGAAAACCAGACCACGUAGGAUGUGGGCUGAUUUUCUGACAACAGCCUGCUCCUGGCUGCCAUCCCUUCUUGGGAGCAAGACAAAUACUUUCCUGUGCACAUUAUACCUAACAGGCUUGACUGAGAAAGAGGAGGAUCUGGGAACUCUUGAAUGGUGGUUAGCAAGAAAGAUACUUUUGGACCAAAGGUUCUGGAAAUGUUCUAUUACCUAAUGACCUUUUUCAGUGGCUUUUAUAAGCCCUAGAUAGAGUACUUCUGAGGGCCUGAAUACCCAAGGUACAACUUCAAAACCAUUGUAUCAUGACUUGCACUGAGUGAUCCUGUGACUGACUCCACUUCAGUUCAGUGAGAGACUAAUUCUAGUUUUGGAAAAUAGCAACAUCAUAGUUCUUGAGGAAGCUUUUUUGAGGAAAACUUGGACAAAGAAUCUUUCCUUUAAGCUGUUUAGAGGAAGGUUUCAAAGAAGUAGUGAUAUCUGGCAAAUGUGGAGUUUUUGAAGUCUUGUUAAAGAUCUUGCUUCAUAAUUACCCAAAAAUGAUCAACAGUCAGUCUGUUAACCGCUUCCACUUGAAGUGUAAAGGUUGAAAGCUAAGUUUGCAGAGGUUAGCAAGCUGUGGUAUUCAGGUGUAUCAUUUGAUUAUGGGAAAAACAAGGAAGCAUUUGUUUUCUGACUGGCUUUUAGGAGAUCAGAGAUACUUUAUUGAACCUUAAACUUCAUUUCUCAUAUGAAUAUAGGGCAUGAGAAAGAAGCAACAGUACCUGGAAUCUGUUAGUUUGGCAUAUAUGAAGCUUCUCAGGUUAAAGCCUUCUCAGGUGAAAACAUCUUUGUGGUUAACAGAAGGAAAAAUCUGCUUCCCUUUUUCUUUUCUGUUGUAGGUAUUUUAAGCCUGCAGCAGCUGAGAGCUAUGACUUGAGAUUUAAACUUUGUCAUUAAGUAGUCCAGUAAAGUCCAGUUGAGUUUCUGAAGGUGAUUUUCCAAGUCGAAAGAGAAUCUAUGGUGCAUGUAUACUGCACAAGCCAUGAUCAUAAGAGAGCUUUGGUCUGAACUUUGAAUGUUGCUGCUUUUGCCAGAACUCUCUCAAUCUCUCUUCUUAUUUUCUUCGUGCUAACUGAAGGUGAUUCCAUUGGGUAAAAUAAAAUAUGUUGCUGGGUUUUGUAAAAUGAAACUUUUUCAACAAUCUGUAAAGUGAUGUUUGCAUUAAUGGUGAAUGAACUAUUUAUAUUUUAACAUAAUUUAUUGACACCUUGGCAAAGACAGUAUUUUUAAAGCCUUUGACUGUAGUCCUCUUUGGAGAGCAUUUUUAACUUGAUGGUAUUUGUUGUAGAAAGUGUAUGUACUAGAUCUUAAGUACUACUGACUGACUGUGAAUUUAUUGCUGUCUGAAAAUGUGAUCAGAGUGUAGUGAACUAUAAAGCAGAAGCCAUUUGUAAAUUCCAUAUUCAUUAGCCUUAUACACCUCAUCUUUAUUGUAUGUAAAUAUAGAGAAGAAAAUAAUAGUUAAAUCUAUGUUAAAAGUGUUUAAAAUAGCCAUGUAACAUAUAUACCAUGUUACAUAAAUCCACUACCCUUUCUUAUUUUAGUUAGGGGAUUCAAUUUGUAUUGGCUUCAGAAAUCUUACUGAUUAAGUUAUUUCUUUUAAUAACUUGUAGCCAUCAACAUCCUAAAAAUAAUGAUGUUCCAUGCCAUGGUUCUUGCAUAAGUACUGUUUACAAACAAGUGACAAGGCUGUGGGAUAGCAGGGUAUGUGCUAUGCAAGGCAAUAUUUUCUCAAGAGAAGAGACACCACUAAGCUGUUCAUAAUACAGUUUAAAGAGUUACCUGAACUCAAAUGUUUUCUUAUAGCCUAAGAACCUUUAACUGUUCAAAACCUUCACUCUCUGAACUCCUGUGAUCUAUGACAAGACUUGGAAAGUCUCCCUUUUUUCCAGCCUGAGCCGGCUUCUCCAGGUGUGCAUGGGCACCCGUGAUGUUGUGCAGGCACGUCCUCUCACUGCUCCCUCCUCCUGAAAUCCUCUCUGGGAAAUGGAAAUGCAUCAUUCCUUUUGGAGAAACAAAGCAGAAUUAGCAGUGAAGUUAGCAUCUAAAUGGGCACUUGUUUGGGAGAACCCCUGUAAAAAGGUGUUGCUGGUAUUGGACAGAUCAUCCCCUUCUUGCAGGUGUCAGUGAAGAAGUUUGUGUUUCACAGAGGGGCUGUCGGUGACAGCAGCAAAUGAAGCCAUUGUAAGUGUGGGGAAGCCUCUUGGAAAACUGUAUUUAUGGUAUGGAGAGUGUUCUGUGAGGUUGAAGUGUCCAGCUCCCAAUGAGACACAGAGUCACCCUUCUGUUGUAACUGCAGCUGUCAUAUGCAUGGCCAAAAAAAAAUGUUUUUAAACACAGAGUGUUAGCACUAGAAUCUGUUGGGAAGUCUUGCUGUUGCCAGCCUGCUGUCGCUGGGUUUCAGUGGUAUCCUUAUUUCCAGUAUGUUGCAAAUUGAGUUAAAGCCUGUUUUGAGUUACUUUUCUGGAACUGUUUGAAGUUUUAGUCCAACUGUGGAUAGUGAAAUAGCAGCAGUUGGCACCCAGAUUCCAAAGCUAUUGUAAAUGAGCUUUUCUAAUUUGUCAUUAAGCUGCAGCUGCUUAAUAUUGUCGUGUGUGUUGUGAUUGUAGAACUGUUACGUGCUUUUUGAUCGUUGUAAGUGCCCGAAGCACCAGCACAAAUAGCUACUCUAGCUCUUCUGAAAGCAGAUUGGAAUCACUGCAGUACCUUCUCUGUCCAGGAGAGGGAACUCUGCAGAGGGUCUCGGGUGUGUCCUGCACUGAAGGAUUUUGCUUUGCCCAGUUGUUAUUAACAUUGGCAAAAUGAUGAAAGCAAAGUUUCAAAAAAGACAAAAAAUUAAUGGUUUCUUCUAGCAGCCUUCAUACAGGACAUACCUUUGUGUAAAAUGUUCAGGGUGAGUAACCACAGCAGUCGUCAAGCACUCAAAAGUGAAUUCACAAAGGUUAUUUCUAAGUUGUAUUGCUGCAUACAGAAGUUUAACUGAAGUUUGGUCAGAUUCUUGGUCUGAUCACACUUUUUACUGUAGGGCCUGUGACAUGCAAUACAAAAAAACUUCAGCCUGCAUGGUGAGCCCCUGUGUGAGUCAGGCAGCUUCACACCCUGCUCAGGCUCGCUGGUUCACACACACACUGGGACGAUGCUUAGGUGUAUUUUCAUGUGCAUAGAACUUCCCGUGGGCUGGAUGUUACCUUGUGUUUUCACAAUCCCUAUCAGGGUUAAACUGUUUCAAAUGCCACCUGCACUUUGGAUCUUUAUGAGUGUUUUAAAAAGAUGUCUGAAGUCCAAACUCACAUUUUCUGCCACCAGAACCAGCUGAGGUGAAUGGCAUUUGCUGAUGUGUUGUUCCCGGUGUGUAGAGCAGCUUAGGGUAGUAUUUAGAACAUGCUUUUAACAGCACUUUGCAAUUAUUGCAGUUAUUAAUGAAUAUAAUCCUGUGGGAUGUUUAAAUUUGAGCAUUUUUCUAAGCUGGCUCUAUUAGGAAUUGCAUUUCACCAUCAUCAUCAUGUAAAUCCUACAGCAUGGUUUAUGCAUUUGAUACUCAUGUACUCACUUUUGGUGUUGCCCCUUUAUAGGUUUAUUUUUCCAGAUCUUGCUUUCACUGGGCACUAAGUAACCUGAAACACAAUUUCCUUCUGUAGAACUUCAGCAGAUACAGCUUGAGAAUUUGUUCCCCCACAGAUUUUGUCUUGCUAAUGUUUACAGCUGCUCACUAAGUACUUCCUCCCCGCAGACAUUUAAUGAUGUAUUUUAUGCUGGCGCACUUUCAGCUAAAAAUGAUGCUUGGGACUGUAUCCAAAGCUCUGCUGAAAUCAGGGUAAUGAGCUGCUCUUCCCUCUACUUUAUCCUUCACACCAGCUAGCUUGUCAGAAAAGAAAAUGGGAAUGGCUUCAUACAGCUUGCUCUUAGGCCAGGAACCCACCUGUUUGGCUCUUGCAGUCACCAUCACCACACCUGGAAGAUCUCAGAAAGGACUCCAACAGUUCCUAGCCCCCCUGACCUAUUUUAAAAGUACAGUUGUUGCUCUUUGCUGCUGGGGAGGAACCUCCUCAUUUUCCACAGGUUCUGAGAACCAAUAGAUAAAGGUUCUGGUUUCAGUUUGGCCAGUUCCUUCUCGUUCUGCAUUAUGUUGCACUGAAGCUCACAGCUUUUGUAGUGGAUGUUGUGGUAUCUCACUGGUUAAAAAAAACCCUUAAAGCACUGUACCUUAGCUGUGAACAGCAUAAUGGUAUCAAUGUUAUAAUAGCUGCUCUUUUUUACUUGGCAACAAGUGCUUCUUGGUAGAGCACCACUGUAACUGUAUAGUUAAUCUAUAGUAAGAGUAGGACACUUGGUAAUCAUGGCAUGUGUUCUAACUGAACAUCCUUUUUUGUUCUGCAGUUCAUACCAGCUACUAGCAGUUUUCUUCCUUUUGGACAUGAAAAUAGAUUUGACCCUUCAGUUAGAUAUAAACUAGGGUAUCUUCAGAUUUCAAAUUGCUGGUGCAUAUCUGAUCCUGUUGAAUGGGAACCACUUAAAAAUGCUUUGACUUUUUUUCUGAGAAAUGAUAGCUGCUUCUUGAACACAGGAGUGAGACAAGAGACAACUUGUGCAUUUAGCAAUUAAGUAUAUUGAGAGAAUUUACAUCUUUGCUGUUUCAACUUGAUUUAGGCCACAGUUCUAAAAGCAUGGCAUGACCAAAAGUUCACGCUGAACACCCACAUCAGUUGUUGGGCAUCUCAGGGAGAGACUUGUAGCUGGAGUAAAGCCACAUGCCUUGACUAAACCUCUUGAUAUUGUGUGGACUUAUAUUAGCUGAGGAUCCAGCCCUUAACUGUUCAAAAGUAUGAAUGUAUCCAAAUGUUUGUUUCUCAUUAGUGCUGUAUACCCUUAUUGCUGUACAUCAUUCAUGUCUUUGCAUUGUUUCAUUUGCAACUUGUUUGCAGAGUUCAGCAUAGAAAUUAUUUUAAAAGUGGGAACUUGCAUUGUGAGUUUAUUGCAUUCUGUAUCUUCAAAGUUUACAUCCUUCAAAAGCCAUUUUGUCUGCUACCAACUGUUGGAAUCCUUAGAGUACCUCCAGCCAUCUUCUCUUUGUAGGGUUUUUAUAGUUACACAGAAUGGACUUUUAUUUUUGUAGCUUGUACCUUCAACAUGUACAGUAGUUAUUUCUGUUUAGUAAUUAGUGAUCAGUAUACUGUAAAAAUGUUACUUUUAAGAGCUGUCACUUUGAAUUAGUAAUAACUACUUUCAAGGAAGUAUCAGCAUGUGAACAGUUUAAAAAACCCAGUUGUUUUUUGUCUUGGAACUACUGUGAUGCUGUGACAUGGGAUUCGUAUUCAAUGUGUUGAUGCAUAUAUUCUGAAGUUGCACUAAAUGGGGGGAAAAAAUGAGCUUAAAAUGCAGGUAGUAGUUCAAAAAGUAGACUUUAUCAUGUCUUGGGUUGUUUUCAACUGAGAAAGGUGACAUUUGUGAUUCAGUGUUUCUUGAUGUUCACACAAGUUCCCAUUUGAGUGCUUGGGCCAGAUUCAGUCUGGAGGAAGCUGCAGCUUCAGUGAAGUCACAGAUCUGCCCUGUUCUGUGGUAUGACUCCACACUGACACAAGAGAAACUGAAGAAAACCUUUGUCUUCAGUCACAGAAUUGCAGAAUUUUAAGGGUUGGAAGGGACCUCAAAAGAUCUAGUCCAAUCCCCCUGCCAGACUAGGGCUAUCUAGAGUAGGUCACAGUCAGUUGUAGCACAGUCUGUCUCUUGUCACUUAAGCUCCCACAAGGUUCUUUUGAGAAACUGCUCCAUAUUAUUCAUAGAAGUCUGUAAAUGCAGAUUUUUUUCACAGCACUGAUUCUGCUACUGAGUUUCCUAAUGCAUCUUUUUGUUGUCUUGUUACUUGUACUGUGUUUCUCUGUAGAUUAAAGUGGGUGGAUUAAAGUAUUUAAACUCUU